CAGGGUUCAGCAACCUUGACUCUUGAGCACUGCUGGAAAGGAAGGUGGAUGCGGUGGGAUUAGUGCUGGAGGCGCUCAUUGUGGAAGUUGUGGAGGUGCUCAUUGUGGAAGUUGCAGCUAUUCAAAUGUGUUGAAGCUCUCUUCAAGGGAAAUUGAAAGGUGUUUGUUCAAACCCGGUUUGAAGGGGUGGCAGAAGGAUGUACUUUGCUCCUUCCGGACACCAAUGACUUCAGCCCGGGGCUGAGCAGCUUGCAUUGGACUGAAGCUUGAGCCUAGCUAAACCCCUGCUAAAAGACCUGUAUUGUUCAUCCUGAGAGCAGGGGGGGCCUUUUUUCUUCAGCUCCGGCGGUUCUGCUUUGAGUUUCUUGCGUUCACCCAUGCAACCUGGGAACCGGGCUCCGGGUUCAGCUCCACCACCCCCGAACGCAAACUCCAUGGCUGCCUUCCUGCCAGCGAUCGCUGCACUUGUUGCUUGCGUGGCUCCUCUGGCAAGCGCCAACCUUGGAAUUCUGCACUCAAUUCCUGAGGGCCAUGUGGGCGUGUACUGGAGGGGUGGGGCCCUGCUGCCUACAAUCAGCGAGCCAGGGUAUCACAUGAAGAUCCCGUUCCUGACCACGUACGAGCCGGUCCAAGUGACGCUCCAAACGGACGAGGUGACCAACAUCCCGUGCGGCACGAAAGGCGGGGUCAUGAUCUACUUCGAGAAAGUGGAGGUGGUGAACAAGCUGAACAAGGUGGUGAACAAGCUGAACAAGGCGUUCGUGCACGCGACGAUCAAGGAAUACGGCAUUCAGUACGACAAGACGUGGAUCUACGACAAGAUCCACCACGAGAUCAACCAGUUCUGCAGCGCGCACUCGCUGCAAGAGGUGUACAUCGACCUCUUUGACCAGAUUGACGAGAUCCUCAAGGAGCUUAUACAGAGAGACUGCACGCGCUACGUGCCCGGGCUGGAGAUCAUUGGCAUCCGCGUGACGAAGCCUAGCAUUCCGACGUCCAUUGCGCGCAACUACGAGGCGAUGGAGGAGCAGCGGACGCAGGCGCUCAUCGCGGCGGAGCGGCAGAAGGUGGUCGAACGAGAAGCGGAGACGGACCGUCGUAAAGCGGUGAUGGAAGCCGAGAAGGUCGCUCAGACGAGCCGCAUCUACCAGGAGCAAAAGCUCGCGGAAAAGGAGUCGAACCGGCAACAGGAGCACAUCGAGAACGAGAUCUACCUCGCCAAGCAGAAGAGUCUAGUUGAUGCGGAGGUCUAUCGGUUAACGAAGGAGGCAGAGGCGAACAAGUUGAAGCUGACCGCCGAGUUUCUUGAGUUGGAGUUCAUCCGAGCGAUUGCCAACAACACCAAGAUGUUCUUUGGAGACAAGAUUCCGGCCAUGGUGCUGGACCAGCGGCUACUCGGAAGCUCUUUCAGGAACAAGCUGAACCAAUAGGAAGGCAAGCGGUUAGAUGGUGAGAGCUUUGGUCUUAGAUGGAGCAUGAUCAUUGACGAACCAUCCCGUCACCCAGAGCUUUUCUUUGUCGUUUAAUCAAAUUGAGGCCUGCUAAGUUGAUCAGACCUCCCGGUGUCCGAGGCUGGAUAACACAUUAAGCGGCACUGUAAGUCGAAAUACGGUCCGCUGACAUGAUAUGUGUUUGUGCAGCUCAUAAAAAGAUCACAUGAAUAUCAUUUGCAAUCCCAUCAUCGCAUAUACCCAUAGGAAGCGCGGC
Molecule: messenger RNA, 1707 nt
Organism: Klebsormidium nitens
Lineage: Eukaryota; Viridiplantae; Streptophyta; Klebsormidiophyceae; Klebsormidiales; Klebsormidiaceae
Source: the annotation of a GenBank genome assembly